Molecule: messenger RNA, 1133 nt
Organism: Megalops cyprinoides (Indo-Pacific tarpon)
Lineage: Eukaryota; Metazoa; Chordata; Actinopteri; Elopiformes; Megalopidae
Product: transmembrane protein 88B-like
Exons: 3
Coding region: 488-1012 (174 amino acids)
Cellular component (GO): plasma membrane
Molecular function (GO): PDZ domain binding
Source: RefSeq, a predicted model, not a curated record
CACACACCCGACCCCAGUCUUCCAUCCUAUCGUCUUCCCGUCGAAACCUCUGCUCUGAUGUUCUGCUGAAGCACAUCGCCCCAGUUCAUACGGCGAUGAAUCAAGUCGUCAAUCUUCCUGUGCGACUAGAGGUAGCCAACCACCUGUCCCACUGAGUAAUAUUACGGAGCGACAGCCCCAGCACCCGCAUCGAGGAUUUGUAGUGCGACGAGUCCCGCGGAUCAAAAGUCGCGAAGAGACAGAACAUUCUGCAUCAAUACACACACCCACACGCACUCACCGUGCCCGCUGUAACCAUUAGAUACUUUAGGAUGGCAGCCACACGCACUGAUUGACUUUAGUUGACAGUAGGCUUUUCAUAUCUUUUUUUCUUAAGAAUUUUUACAGAACUCAAGCGAUUACCGGUUCAAGUCUAAUUUAUCAAUUCUUCGCUCUUAUUUUCCAACAAAGACAUUGACCGGGAUAACACGGGAAGUCUCUCUUAAGGAUGUGCGGCAUAGACGUGGACCUGGACGACGGAGGGGAAGAAGGGAAGGAGCAGGAGGAGGAGUGCGGCAUGGGAUCGGAGCGGGUUCAGAUGCUGCCCCCUCCCCCGGCGCACAGCGACGCGGGGGCGUGGGGCGGGAGACGCGGGCGGGGCGGGUGCCUGGCCUGGGCGGCGGCGCUGGCACUGUGGAACGUGGCGGUGGCGGCCGCGUGCGUGCUGAUCAUGGCCGCCGUGUUUGCCCUGGUGCUGCUCCCCACCGUCCUGCUGCUGUACGCCGGCUUCCUCUGCCACUCGCGGGUUUUGAACUCUCCUUCACCUGUCUGCCGGUACCUUGACGACAACAGCUGCUCUGCCCUCAUCAUCCUGGGCUUCGUGAUGAUGUCACCGCUUGUUGUGGUGGCUGCAGCCACCUUCUGUGGCCUGGCACACAGACUCCACCUCUUCCUGCUGUUUCAGCCAAUGGCACGUGCCCGGCACCGCGGAGGAGGCUGGGGCUGGGACAGACAUGUUCGGGCCUGGGUCUAACUGAGCAUUGUUCUGGCGCUGGGGGUUAAAUCUUCUCCUGGAGAGAAAUGUAUUCACCUGUAUGUUUUACCCUGAAUGUAAUCAUUUUAGUGACCCAAUCAGUGUAUGUUAAGUGUCAGAA